This is a messenger RNA of Acanthoscelides obtectus, 222 nucleotides long. Lineage: Eukaryota; Metazoa; Arthropoda; Insecta; Coleoptera; Chrysomelidae. The record is from the annotation of a GenBank genome assembly.
UAGUUUUAAAUGACUUUAUUGUCUUUCGAAGUAUUCUCCACGAAGCACUUAUUCCACUAGUUUGCUGGCAGAUCCAAAACGGCGUUUUUGAAUGCGUCAACUGCUUCUUCUGGUACUGGAACCUUUCCCCACGCAGUCUGUUUUUAAUUUUCGGGAAAGUAAAGAAAUCGUUAGGACUUAGAUCGGGACUAUAUGGAGGAUGGUCCAAUAAUUCCAUGUUUU